Molecule: messenger RNA, 3459 nt
Organism: Hyposmocoma kahamanoa
Lineage: Eukaryota; Metazoa; Arthropoda; Insecta; Lepidoptera; Cosmopterigidae
Gene: mtd
Product: nuclear receptor coactivator 7
Exons: 20
Coding region: 379-3270 (963 amino acids)
Source: RefSeq, a predicted model, not a curated record
AGCACUCUCGGUGCCGAGCGCCUUGCACGUCGCGUUCGCGUGCAAGCGCACACCAACAGUGAAAGUCGCGUGCGCAAGUUCUGCUACAUUUUCGUGCGUCGAUAUCUUCGUCUAGAUAUUCUGUUUGUUCAUUGCGCCAGUGCAGCAGGGAAAGGAGGUCGGUGUUUGCACAUACCCCGAUUGGGAUCGUUUUAAAAUUUACGGACCGUUGGUUUUUUAUUAAUACGCUGAACAGUGAACGAAACCCAAAGAACUGAAAAUAUUUGACAUUAUUUUCUGAGUUCUGACAGCGUUCCAUCAAAAAUUCUAAAAUGAAGGAGCCGUGACUAUAACGUUAGCUCAAUAAUUUGGAUAUAAGUGUAAGUGAAUUUUGUGACUAUGAGUGGAAGUGAACCGACGCUGACGGAGUCGCCGGUGCCGCUGGCAUUGGCGCGGCUACAGGGUGGGCGACCGCGGAACGCUCCACGCGGACUUCGCACGCACCGCCCCAGUCUGCAACUCGCCAGCUUGCAGGAGUCUGCUGAUGAGACUCCUCGACGCUUCAGCGAAGAACCUCCUGCACCCGACACUGACGAUGAUGAAGCCUUCUCUGAUUUAGCCGUGGUUUUUGAUGAUAAGCCAGCACGUCCAAUGCCUAAUGGUCGUAGAGCAUCCGAUGCUACUUUUGCAGAAAGGUAUAGAAAAUUGACCGAAUUUGAUGCUCCCCCGCCUGAAGCUCCUCGACGGGCUUCGUUGGCCGUUCCGGUUGGGAUAGAAGGUUUUGGGCCGAAUGAUAAAGGCCGCCGACGUUCAUGGGCUGCGCGACUGCAGCUCGAGCGCAAAAAGAGACGAAAGUCAGGAGGCAACGACACUGACGAAGAGGGGGACGUACCGACUUAUGUGCGCCAGAAGCGACCCUCCUGGUGGAACGUGUUCGUGCCGGAUAACAUGCUAAAGAACAGGUCUAGGCGUGCUUCACAGCAGCUGUCCCGGAGUGCCGAAAGCAUCGACCAGACUUUUAAGAGGUCGAAGAGCCGGUCUGUGGAUCAUGGAUUAGCGGCGCCAUUCGAUCUGGAGGCACUUCGCUCCAAAGUCGAGGGGAGAUUUGACGCUGUACACAGAGAUGAAGACGAACAAGUCAAGAGAUUACCUCCUCCACCGCCUAUCAAAACUAUGACGUAUACGGUGCGUGACCGUGAUACAUUGACAUCAGUGGCGGCGCGGUUCGAUACCACCCCGUCUGAACUGACCAAGCUGAAUCGGUUGGCCACGCAAUUUAUUUUCUCCGGACAGAACUUGCUUGUACCUGAUAAAAGGAAAGAUGGAGAUAAGGAAUCGGAUGGUCCCUCAGAGAGCGGGGACAACACCUCCGAAUCGACACAGGGCGGUUCGAGUGAGCCGGCGCAAGAAAAAGAGAUUCUGGACAGCCUGCGACCGGUAUCACCCGAGGCACCAGCCAGCAGCACCGCGCCGCAACGCUUCCUCAAGAUCAAUGUUCGACAUAUCACUGAUGGACAGGGCGUAGUAUCCGGCGUGUUGCUUGUAACUCCCAACGCAGUGAUGUUCGACCCGAAUGUAUCAGACACGCUUGUGAUGGAACAUGGCCCGGAAUCCUACGGCGUUAUAGCACCAAUGGAAUACGUUGUCAACGCCGCCAUCUUUUACGACAUCGCUCAUAUGCGCACGCACAGCUCUGAUCAUAAUCCGCACAAAGCCGAGACAGCCGAAAUCUACUACAUGAACAAGUCCGAACAUUCACCCGGAAAGGAUUCACUUCUAGUCAAAGAUGAAACGUUCCCUGAGCUGCAGGCAGCGAGUGGGGAGGCGGAGGAGGGCGCAGGCACGGAAGAACGUCCCGGCUCAGGCGAGACCGAGGAACGCCCUGGCGCCGCAUUCCCCAAGGCUUUCGAGAGGGAACUGGUUACUCCGACGCCUACUCAGCAAACCACAGAGGACAGGCGGAAAUCUUUACUGGACCAACACUGGGCAAUCCCGAGCAAAGACAGAAUGUCCAUCGAUCAAGGCAGCGAGGUCUCCUCAACCGCAGAACACAAAGACGAGAGCCUCGAAAUGUCAGUGGGAGCCGCCGACCGCGCUGAGAGCGCAGAGGGGGGCGACGCCCCUGAAGACGGCCCUGGCGAUGACGCACAGCACCUCGUCAAGCUGUCGUAUCAUGACUCUGGAAUUGAUAUUCGUGAUCCGGUUCUACAUGUUACUCCUACUAAUGCCAAAAAGGUAUACAGCGACGCGGAUAUUGUUCUUUCGGCCGACUGGGUGCCACCCGUGUGCCUACCACGCACGGAGCCGCCACUCUCUGCGCCACCACUAGGCGAAAACGAACGCGCUCCUAGGAAACCAGCUGCUGUCUCUUUCUCCCUCGAUGGAAAUAAUCAGAAAGAUGACAGCGUCAAACCUGAUAAGAAGAACAAAAUGCUAAAGAGGCUCUCCUACCCGCUAUCCUGGGUAGAAGGCCUCACCGGUGACGGUACAACCGGCAACCAGGGCUCACAAGGCUCACAGGGAGACUCGCUCCCCACCUCUGCUGACAGUCACAAUUCCACUAGUGUCUUCUCCAAAGUAUUUAACAGGCGAAGCUCGCUGGGCGGAUUUGGGCGGUCGCAGACGAAAUCGUCGUCGUCGUCAACUUCCACGCAACCUCGUCUCGACUAUCGCAGUAUGGUCUCCGUUGAUGAUAUGCCUGAUCUCUUCGCUUCUUUCGAUAAGUUAAUACCGCGGCCUGCGCGGCCUAGCGACGAUCCGCCACUGUACCUGCGCUUACGCAUGGGCAAGCCGGCGGGCCGCCCCUUGCCUCGCACCACGCCGCUCAUGUCCUACGGCCGUAAGCGCAUGAAGCCUGAAUACUGGUUCGGUAUACCUCGCAACAGGGUGGAUGAUCUAUUCAAAUUCCUAACACACUGGGUGCCGGACCGAUACGGGCCACUGGGCGACGUGGCCGCUCAGGGCUACGAGCUCAUUGACAGCGACACUGAAUGGGAUGAUGACGAACCUAAGCAUGGACAAAAGGAACGUACCGGCAGCUCCGGAGAUGUGUCAGACCUCACACGAGAGUCAUGGGAGCUGCUGAAGGCGCCGUACGUGAAAAUUUACUCGAUAAUGAAGAGCCAGGCAGAGGCGCUCGGUGACUCCCUUGGCGAGGAACCUCAGCCAGAGGUAUUUGCACGAUCGCGGACUACCUUAUUUGGCUUAGGAACAAAUCUAGCGGAAGUAACGAGACUUGUUCUUUUUCCCACUUUUUUCCGAUCGUUGAAAGUCAUAAUACCGUGGUUUUGAGGCCCGAUAUAUGCCAUAUAUUUAAUUUGCCACGAUCAAAUGUAUUUACGCUCAGAAAUUCCGCUGCGAUUUUUCAGUUAUGUUUGUUCCUAAUAUUCUGCUGUACACGGUUUGGACCUUUGACAUUUAUGAAGACACUAAAUAAUGAUAUUUUUCUUGCUAUAUUUAAAUCUGUGGUUUUUGUUUAAC